Molecule: messenger RNA, 8332 nt
Organism: Crotalus tigris (Tiger rattlesnake)
Lineage: Eukaryota; Metazoa; Chordata; Lepidosauria; Squamata; Viperidae
Gene: ARHGAP31
Product: Rho GTPase activating protein 31
Exons: 12
Coding region: 739-5124 (1461 amino acids)
Biological process (GO): small GTPase-mediated signal transduction
Molecular function (GO): GTPase activator activity
Source: RefSeq, a predicted model, not a curated record
CAAAAAAGUCCAUCCUCCUCCCUCCCCUGCUAAUUUCCUUUCAGCAUUUCCUGAACUGGAUAAUCCCAGAAUUGGUAAAAGGAGAGGAAAGGGGAGAGUGAGAGAGACUGCAUUAAGGAAGGAAGCCAAUUUCUUGUUCUCCUAAUACUGUCCAAUAGCCCCAAAACAGAGUAAGGGGCUUAAAAUGUAAAGCCUACAUAGAUUUGCAGCUCUUCAUCAAUUUUGUAUUUUUCUCUUUUUCUCUUUCUCCCUUUUUUACACGUUCAUGGGGAAAAAUGGAUUCGGAGUGUCUGAUUUUUUUUCUAUGAAAGACUCAGCUUGAUUUAAUUUGAAGGCCAGCUUCAUUUGAUUUGUUGGGAUGCAUCAGCAAGAAAGAACCUCAGCCAAAAUCUGAUCUCUGUUGCCAGUUUUGCUGUAGACAUUGGUUUCUUAACUCCCUCAUAGAGAACCAUCCUGAACUUGGGCUACAAACUUCAUGCUGCUUCCUGCUGGAGAUCUCUAUAUGUACUGAUUGUUCCCUUCUACAACAGCCGUAGUUGUAACAGCUUAACAUCUGGUGGAGAUUAAUGUUGAGGCAUCCGGCUGAAAGUUCUUCUGGGCUUUCAAUGUUGCUGACCAGAAACGGGACACAAACAAUACAAAUCUGAGAAUAAGAGGGGAGAACUUUUAACUUAUUUGGUGUAAAAAGGGGGGUGGGGGGAAGGAAGGAGGGGUAAUCCUCUUUUUUGGAAUUAACUCAUGAAGAACAAGGCAGGAAAGCUGAAACUCAAGAGGAAAGGAGCCACGAACGUCUUUGGCUGUGAGCUGAGUGAAUAUCUGGAGACUUCUGGACAAGAUGUUCCUAUAGUACUGAAGAACUGCGCAGAGUUCAUUGAGACUCAUGGAAUUGUGGAUGGAAUCUAUCGGCUUUCUGGUGUGACAUCCAAUAUUCAGAAACUGAGACAAGAGUUUGGUUCAGAUCAAUGCCCAGACCUGACUAGGGAAGUUUACCUACAAGAUAUUCACUGUGUUGGAUCACUUUGCAAGUUAUACUUCAGGGAACUACCAAAUCCUCUUCUCACAUAUGAACUUUACAAGAAAUUCACGGAAGCAGUCUCAUGCUUCCCUGAGAAAGAGCAGCUGGCCCAGAUUCAAAAUGUUAUCCAGGAACUUCCACCAUCACAUUAUAGGACCCUGGAAUACUUAAGCAAGCACCUGGCACUUCUGGCUUCCUUCAGCAGCAUGACCAAUAUGCAUACUAGGAACCUGGCUUUAGUGUGGGCACCUAAUCUCCUUAGAUCAAAGGAGAUUGAGGCGGUGGGCUGCAAUGGAGAUGCAGCUUUCUUGGAAGUGCGAGUCCAACAGUUGGUGAUAGAGUUCAUACUGAACCAUGUGGAUGAGAUCUUCAGUGACAACAUUUGUGUCAGGCCAAAGGAUAAUGAAGAGAAUAAACUUGUGAUGAAGAGCCUAACUUUACCUUCCACCUCUCUGCCAAUGAAGCUGGUGAGCUUGGAAGAAGCUCAGGCCCGAAGCCUCUCAGCCUGUCACCCUGCCCGCAAAGAACGAAGGGAGAACAGCUUGCCAGAAAUUGUUCCAGCCACAGGCUCCUUUUAUCAUACCGUCCUUGAUCUACCAGACAGCAAGAGAAAAUUAUCCACAAAGUCCAAGAAAUGGAAGUCUAUUUUUAAUCUGGGGCGGUCAGGAUCAGAAGCUAAGACUAAACUGAGCCGCAAUGGAAGUGUGUUUGUUCGAGGACAAAAAGUCUCUGAGAAAGCAACCAUUCGACCAGCUAAAAGCAUGGAUUCACUUUGUUCACUUCCAGUAGAAGGAGAGGAUGAAAAAAGUCAUUUCAAGCGCACAAUCAUGACCGGAGGGUUUUUUGUUCCAGUGAUGAAACCACAAGUGGGGGGACCUAGCAGCUCAUUUGACCUCAGCAAACAGAACACAGAGUGGGAUCUCAAAGGUGCUAUGAAAGGAGCAGAGGGAGGAGCAGAGGAUAAUGCAGAGAACCAUAUUCCACAGCCAGCCCAAAUGAAACCACUUCCUGAACAACUGAAGGUAUUCCGCCCCAUUGAAGACCCUGAGAAUGAGCAAACGUCCCCAAAGAUGUGCCGUAUGUUCUAUACUUCAAAUGAUGGGACACCCAAUUUGGGAUUCCAUGGGACACUAUUCCCCUUGGAAGCAUCUCCCCGUCACCAACAUAAAGCCUUGAAUAUCUCAGAGCCCUUUGCUGUCUCGGUACCCCUUCGAGUAUCUGCAGUCAUCAGUAUCAACAGUACACCUUGUCGUGUGCCUGUUAAAGACAAAGCAGCUUUCUCUGGUCUUCAAGAAUGUUCUUUUCUGGGAAAAGAAAGUGCUGCCUCUUUAGUCCCUGAAGAUGACAACCAUGACCAAUUAGAGCAUAUAACAGUAAAGGAAGAAAAGAAGUCUGAGUCCAAAUCCAUAACAGAUUCUACUAUUGAGAAAAUUGCCAUUGUUAAGAAGCUGGAGUCUGUAAGUAUCCCUCAAGCAACAGUGGAGACAAUGAGUGGUGGCAACAACUGCAGCCAACCUUUAAAAGAUAAGCUCCCCCUGGAACAGGACUCCCUGGUUAUAAUUUCUGCAAGCCAGCAGCAGACAGAUAAAGCAAGUCAAGACCAGUUUGAGGCUAAGGACAUAUCAGAACAAAUUUGCUGGCCAACGGAGCUAUCAAUAGAUAAAGCAGAAGAUAAAUCACAUCUAAAGGAAUUGGUGGUUGAUGAUCAUUCCAACACUGUGAUGAAACCACAGUGGCCAGAUAUUCAACAAGAGCUGAAAAUUGUUGAAUCUGAAGAGGAGUUUUCAUUUACUGGAAGUACUCUAAAGACAGAUGAACAACAACAGGAGUUUAAACCAAGUCUUACAUCUAUUGUAUCUUCAGAAGCCAAGAGUUUAGUGUGUAGUUCUCUUCUGCUCCCAACCCCUACCAAAGAGGAAAACCUAAUUGGAGAUCCAUUGGCUAUAUCUGACAUUCUUUCCAAAGAAUCAAAAGAUGUACAACUUUACAACUCUGAGCCAUUCAGAAAACAGAGUAAUAUUUCCUUCACCUCAGUGAAGCUGCAAAAUAUUCCACGUUCAAAAAAUUGUCUACAAGAUGAUAACACUAAAAAUGACCUCCCAUCUCAAUCCCAAAACUGGAAGUUUCCAUCAGAACUAGAAGAAAAUGCAGCUUUUUCAACAGACAGGUCAUCAUAUUCCAAAGAAAAAAAUUUAGACCAGCCAGAAUGUGAAAGUAAGAAUUGGCUUCUUCAAAGGGAGAAAAAAGUUGAAACAACAACCCAGUUAGAAAAAAUCAGUGACACAAAUUCAGAGAGAGAUCUAGCCAAUUCAAAGAUUCAAUGUGGAACUGAAGUCCCAUGGGUCAAAGAAGGCAGAAUGAAUGAUCAAAACUCUGUUAAUCAAUGGGAGGAAGAUACACAGAAUAACCAUGUCCAUAGUUUAGAAUUGCUAGAGCCAUGGGAAGAUCAUCAGUGGGUCACCAGUCCUCUUCAUUCUCCUACCUUGAAAGAAACUCAAGGAAAGGCACUUCAGGAGUUUCAGCCACAGAACCAAGGAAUGACCCAAAGUCAUUUCAAGAAACCAUGUUUCAGUCGUAGCUUUUCCUUAGACAGCAAGGAUUUUUUGAAAACUCAUUGGGCUAUAGAAAUACCUUUAACAAAUGCAAAUGAGGAACAGCUUUGUGGUGACCUAGAACAAGGAAUGAAGGAAUAUUCACCAGGACAGUGGAAAAAAAGUCUUCAGAAAGCUGAAGCCUGGCUGAAUUGUUUAAAGGAAACUUCAAACUCACGUGAAACAAACAUGAAAUAUCUAAGUCAUGAAGCAGGCUUUGCAGCAACAGAGUUGCCUUCUGGUCUUGAAGGAUUGCCUAGUAUUGCCUGUAAAGCAUUGGUUGAGAAGGAUGUGCCUAAAGAUGAAAAAAAACAAGAAAACAUGAAGCUAGAUUCUCCUUUGUCACAAUUUAAUACUGAGAUCAGUUUAUUAAAUUCAAACUGCACACGAAGGCAGGCAACUAAUAUUCAACCGAAUGACAGACCUGGAGUUCCUAUCAUGAAAGGACCAUAUUGUACUAAAGAGCUGCAGAUCAAUAAAGGAGAGGAUAUUCCAUGUAAAGGAAAGCCAAGACCCUCUUCUCUCAACCUGGAUUCUGUCCUUCCACUUGCCAGCCUUUUUAAUUUUGACCACUUGUCUUUCCCCUCUUCACCCAGGCACUUUCUCUGUGGGCAGAAAGAAACUAAAUCUAGUGAUUCUGCACCAUCCCUUUCUGUUGCUUGUCCAAGUGAAAAUAAAGCUGACCUUUGGGGAUCACACUUUGAUCCUCAAGACUUAGACUUAGAAUACAUAAUGAUGGCUCAUGCUACCACUGGUCGUCGUAAUUCUGCCCCUGUAAGUGUUUCAGCAGUAAGAACAUCUUUCAUGGUUAAGAUGUGUCAGGCUCGAGCUGUGCCAGUGAUUCCACCAAAGAUUCAAUAUACCCAAGUUCCCCAGCCUUUGCAGGCACAAAACCCCAACUGCAGAAUCUCACUGGCAUCAGAGAAUAAAGAAGCAGAAGUCAAGAAAAUUCUAAUCAAGCCAGUUCAAAAUGCUCAGGGUCAGCUGCAACUUCCAAAGAGUCCAUCACUCGAUGGGAUGGGAAAAGAAAACAACAGUACAUUCAUUUUGGAUUCAGCUGCAGCUAGAAAAGCAGAACCAUCUUUUUCCAAUCAUAAUAAUACUCAGGAUGCACCAGUUCUUCGGCGAAAGAGAACCUCUGAAGGAGAAACUACUGGAGAUACUCCACAGUCCUCAAAAAUGGAGAGGCCAUCUGGGGUUUCGAAGCCUUCUUACAGAUCUAGACCAGGAAGACCUCAGAGCCUUAUUCUAUUUAGUCCUCCCUUUCCUAUCAUGGACCAUCCCUCUUCUGCAGACUCUAGAGUAUUGUUAUCUCCCAUAAGAAGCCCUACACAGACCCCUUCUCCAAGUCCAAUUUCCAAUGAUUUAUUAGGACCAGCCCCAGAGGGUGUCACUCUUCGUAACAAAAUGACUAUUCCAAAGAAUGGCCAAAGGCUAGAGACAUCUACAAGUUGCUUUUACCAACCACAGAGAAGGUCUGUAAUUCUGGAUGGAAGAAGCGGGCGUCAGAUAGAAUAAUGCCUUCCCAUUUCUCUUCCCUGGUGGAUGAGAUAUACUAGUAACACUGAGAACUAUGAAUAUGAUGCUAUUAUUGCUAAAUGCUUCUUACUAAAAAAGUAAUUGUUGAUUUCAACAAUCCUUAACUUUAUAUUUUGUCACAUUUAAUAAAUGAAAUUAUCCCACAGGUGAAAACAAUAUUUUACUGAAAGGAAAGGCAGAGGUAAAAGUUGUCUAGAAAUGUAUUCCUUUAUAAGAUGCUCUAUUGCUUCAGCUUCCCACCAACAGAUACAAAUCAUCUCAGCUAAUGUUCCUUUUCAUGAUCUUGCUUAUUGCCUUCCUAUAAUGUUGAAAUGCUAUGUAUUUGGGAUUUCUGUUGAAAUAUAUAUUAAGAAUAGCAGACCUGCUCCAUGUAUCUAUAUACAGACCUAAAAGGAGCAUUGUAAAAAGAAAAAUGUGCACACUGGUCAUUCAAAUAAGUGGGGAGAGGAAUGCUGAUAUGUUUGAGGGAAACCUAUUUUGAUAAGCUAUUAUUAUUAAAAACACCAAUUAUAUCUUACAUUUCUCUAAAUGUUUGAUGGACUUUAAUACUGAUUAUAGAAAAUUGUACAAAUAGUCAUACAAUAUAAAAUACCUGUUCUGUCAGUGAUUGGAAGAUUUAUUAAUGUAAUAGUAGGGAUUGAACUCACUCCAAAUGAUUUUCAUCCUCCUCCAAAAACAUUAAUUUGCUAUCUCUGUAGCAGUGUCACUUUUGGUAGCUGCUAAAUGGAGUGAUAGACCAGUCAUAAUAAGCUUCAAUCCAUUUAUUAGAAUAUCAUAGUGUACUGAUGUUUAUUGAAGACAUUAUAAUAUGAUUUUCUCUACACCAGCCUCAGUGUAACUGCUUUGCAAAUGAGACUGAAUUUAAGUUGCUACUCAACGUACUCAACACCACGUCAAUAAGUGGCACAAACUAAAUUUCAAUUAGUAAAUAAAUUCCAGCCCAAAUGUCUGGUUGCAAGUUAUUAAAGCAGAAUUGGGGGCCUGAAGAUCUUUCAAGAAUGACUUACAUGUGUUAGAUUUUGUUUUCUCAUUGAUUUUCAGUAUCAUAGUCUAGAAGCACAUUUUCACAAAACACAGUUGAACUAGAGCUAGGGCAGAAAAUAUGUAGACAAGUGAUGUUGUGACUGUUGGUAUACAUAUAAAAUACUGAAAUAGCAUUUAUUGUAAUUUCACUAAUACAUAUUUUGAUACAUGUAUUUCUACCUAGAAUUCCAACUUUGAUUUUAAGAAUAAGUUGUUUCACAUAACAAAAUGAGUACCUUUUACUUAUGAAGUCUAUUAUAAGUCCCUAGUUUUUUUUUUUACUUUUCAAGACAGUUUGAAAUAAUAGCAAAAGGGGAUUGGCAGUUCUACAACAUUGUGGAUCUCUGUUUAUAACAGAGAAAUGGGUGACACUGUCUUUAUUUGCACAUUGUUAUUAACAUAAAACCAUAUUUCUGAUUUAAUCAAAGAGAAAUUCAGCUGAAGACAAUUUGGAUGCUAUGGAUUUUUAACAUUCAUUUUGAGAAUAAAUCUGUUUCUCCAUUUUGGGAAACAUGGAACAAGAGGUUCUGCUUUUUGCAUGCUUGGAUUUGGUCAAGGCUUGGUAUGCUUCUUAUCAGAGUUGGCAAAGAAGAAAAAACAAGGUGCACUUUUUUCCCCUUGUCCUGUAAUGCCCAAGGACAGAAGGAAGUUCACUGAGGACUGUCAUUUUUGGUGGAAGAAAGAAUAGGUUAAUGGAAUAAAACAGAGUGCUGAAUUAGAAGGAAAGUUGUUAAUAUAUUAUACCAUUUCUGGGAUAACAAAAAUAAGUCACUUGCUCAUUGAAGAAAGAGUUGCAGUACUCACCUGUGGGAUGGUUUGUUCUUUUGCUUAAAUAAUGCCUAGGAUUUGCUUUAAGCAAUGUAUAUUGGCUAUUUUCCUAGUGACAGAUAUAUUUUCUAAAAGUGUGCUAUAGAAAUAUAUUAAAAUCUAAUUAAGAACCUAAGAAGUUGUGCAUCUCUGAAUCUUGGACAAAACCAAUGUUUAGAAAUUAGGCUUUGUUGUAAAUUCCUCUUGUAUAAGCUUUCCACACUUUUGAUAGAGAAAGAGCAUCAAUUGCUCAGUCCACUAGCCAUGGAGUCUGCCCUUCCUGAUCUUUUCCCCUGAAAUUGUUCUUCAUAUCAACACAGGAUUUUACCAACUAUUGCUAAGCUUAUCUGAAACAGAUCUCGCUGAAAAACAGUAAAUCUGUCAAUUAUUUCAUGACAAUUGUCUCUGUAGUGAUGGUUAAGAGUUGUGUUUAUGAGAUGAGAGAUGUGAACAAGAAGUUAGGAAGGUGCUUGUAUAUCACUCUGCAUCCUUAGCACUGUUUUGCUUCAAUUUCUUGUCAGAUUCAAUUCUUAGAUGUGUAUACAUACACACACACACACACAAUUUCAGUUGAGAUUGGGGACAUGGGCAAUUCUUUAAAACUGAUGGGAUUCUUCUUCCAUUGUGUUCUAAAUAAGGCCUAACUUUGGGGGGGGGGGUUAGGAGUGGAGGAAAAGGUAAGGGCUGAAUUUGAUUUUUCAGUGGCAUGCUGAGAACAACACUCCAGAAGUUAGAUCAAGGAUAAAAAUAAAAUAAAAUUGAUUUCAUUUAAUUCAAAAGUGGAUUCGGUUAAUGCUUUUUUACAUUCAUUAAAUGAAAAAAAUGUUCCCAAGCAUUUUAUAUUUUUCUCCCUUCUUUCAUAGUAUUAAUUACAGCUUGUUGGCAACUUUUGAAGGCUCACAUCCACUGUAGUCAAAGCAUUCAAGGGCCAUGUAUGGCUGUAAGGUCUCAAGCUGUGCAUCUUUGCUGUAUAUGAAAAAUACUGUAUGCCAUGUUAGAUUGUUUAUAACAUUUUAACUAACUUUUUAACAUACAAGUAUAUUUUUUCAACAUUUUGUUUCUGAUAAUUUUACUAAAACAAAACAAAUUUAAACUGAGGAUAAAUCCCUGUUCCUUGCCACCCCUUCCUCUCCCUGAAGAAAUUAUGAAUCAUUUUUUCCUAUUGCUUUCAAUUUGAGAGGGGGGAACCAAGUCCAUUACUGUGAGGUCUGAGCUUUGUAUGAAUGCAUUGAAUUUCAUUUAAUCAUCAUGAUGAAUAUUGUUUUCACAGAGUGCUGCUCUUCUAUUUUAGGGCUUUCAUCAUUUGGAAAUUUUGCCAAGUCUCAACCAUGAGAUUAAACUGGAGUUUUUAUAAAAA